ACAUGGCAAUUCGUGAACACAAAUUCACAAAAACCUAAAACCCACUCUUGCUUACAAACCCAAUCAGUUCUCUGUCCACUCUCCUCCACUCUCCUCCACUCUCUUGGCUCUCUCUUUCUCUCGAUAGACACGUAAUGAAUUUAAAAUUUUGAAAAACACAGAAAGAAAUUUGUGUAAAAAAUAUUGGAAUACGAACAAACUUUUUGAAAUAUGGAUUCGCUCCUCCUAUAUUUAAAAUAAUUGUAGUGCUUUCAUACGUACGUUCAAAGACAAAAAUGGAGUGUGUAGAACUAGAAGCAUUUCUCGGUGAUUUUUCCGUCGACGAUCUUCUCGACCUCUCUAACGCCGACACUGCUUUCGUACGUGAAGAGUCGUCUUCAUCUCAAAGAGAAGAAGGCGAACAAGAACGUGAGAAAGCUAAGAGCUUUUCCGACCACAGUACCCGUCUUUCACCACUGGAGGAACUCUUAUCUUUUCACGGCGACGUUCCAGUUGGUGAUUUGGAGGACCUAGAGUGGUUAUCCAACUUCGUGGAGGAUUCUUUCUCAGAAUCUCAUCUUUCCAGUGAUUUUCCGGUGACUCCAGUCGCGUCAGUGGAGGUUCAGAGACAGUGCGUUCCGGUUAAACCUAGAAGCAAACGCCGCCGCAUCAACGGCCGUAUCUGGUCUCUGGAGUCUCCAUCUCGGCUGCUAUCCACCGCCGCUGCCAAAGAGAAGAAGAGAUGGAGACAGAAGGCGGAGGCAUCUUGCGGUGGCGAAGUCCAGCAGCAACAGCCGAGGCGGUGCUGCAGCCAUUGUGGAGUCCAGGAGACGCCUCAAUGGAGAAUGGGUCCAUUAGGUGCGAAAACAUUAUGUAAUGCUUGUGGGGUCCGGUUUAAGUCGGGUCGGCUUUUACCCGAAUAUAGACCCGCUUGUAGCCCAACAUUCACCACCGAGAUUCACUCGAACUCUCACCGGAAAGUGUUGGAGCUGCGACUCAUGAAAACGGCGGAUCCGGGUCGGGUUUAACCCGUUUUGUUUUUCUAUCUUAACAUUUUAACAAUUUCUUAUGCAUGGUGUUAAUCUUGUAAGCAGAGAAUCAGAGAGGGAUCCGUAGACUGCUUUCAGAUUUAUGAACUUAAGCUAUAAUUAGAGACAAUUUUAUUUUUAUA
Arabidopsis lyrata subsp. lyrata is the source of this 1150-nucleotide messenger RNA. Its product is annotated as GATA transcription factor 7. The coding region runs from base 276 to 1007 and encodes 243 amino acids. Gene Ontology annotation, molecular function: zinc ion binding; sequence-specific DNA binding. The transcript is spliced from 2 exons. Gene Ontology annotation, biological process: positive regulation of DNA-templated transcription. Gene Ontology annotation, cellular component: nucleus. Lineage: Eukaryota; Viridiplantae; Streptophyta; Magnoliopsida; Brassicales; Brassicaceae. The record is from RefSeq and is a predicted model, not a curated record.